Molecule: messenger RNA, 1521 nt
Organism: Tachysurus vachellii
Lineage: Eukaryota; Metazoa; Chordata; Actinopteri; Siluriformes; Bagridae
Product: butyrophilin subfamily 1 member A1-like
Exons: 8
Coding region: 1-1398 (465 amino acids)
Molecular function (GO): protein binding
Source: RefSeq, a predicted model, not a curated record
AUGAAAUUAAAACAGGAAAAACUACCUCACAAGAACUACCUCACCUGUCAAAAACAAUUACAGGUGGUUGGUCCAGAAGCUUCUCUUGUUGCUGUAGCUGGUGAAGAUCUGGUUCUGCCCUGUUUUAUCAAACCCAACACCAGUGCUGUGGACAUGGCAGUGGAGUGGAUGAGAAUAGAGGAAGUGGCUUCAUUAGUGCAUCUCUAUAGGGAUCAUGAAGACAGAAAUGAAGAUCAGGUGCAGUCCUACAGAGGAAGAACAUCACUGUUUAAAGAGGAGCUACAGAAAGGCAACGCUUCACUCAAACUGUCAGCUCUCCGACUCGCUGAUGAAGGAGAAUAUAAGUGCCUCAUUGAGGAAAAAUCCUGGUAUGAUGACAUCACUCUUCAUGCUAUUGUUGAGGCUCAGGGAAGCCACCCAGUGAUAAUGAUGGAGAGUUAUGAUAACUCAGGAGGGAUUAAUCUAGUGUGUGAAUCCAGAGGCUGGAACCCUGAGCCUGAUGUUCUAUGGCUGGGCAAAGAAGGAGUCACUCUGACUGCUGAAGAUACACAGAUACACAGAGACACUGAGGGCUUCAGUGUGAAAAGCCGCAUCACUGUUUAUGAUUAUAGCGACUCUAACAGGUUUUACUGCAGACUUCAGCAACAACAUCGCAUGAUGGAGACAGACAUUAUCAUCAGUAGUGGAGUCUUUGGUAUUUGGAAGUGGGCUGUCAGCAUUUCAGUUGUAGCAUGUCUUUUUCUUCUUGGACUGAUACUAACUGUGUUUUUUGGCUACAAGAAAGAACUUCAACAGGAGAAUCACCAUCUAGAACUUCAACAGGAGAAGCAACAUGCAGAACUUCUAAAGAAGAAGAUGUUUAGAGUGGAUGUGACUCUGGAUCCUGAUUCAGCUCAUCCUCAACUUACUGUGUCUGCUGAUGGAAAACGAGUGACCCAUGUAGAUACACCACAAACUGAUUCACCGCAAAGGUUUAAAUUUUCCUGUGUUCUGGGAAAGCAGAGUUUUUCCUCAGGGAGAUUUUAUUAUGAGGUGCAGGUCAGAAGGAAAACUGACUGGAAAUUAGGAGUCGUGAAAGAGAACAUUAACAGGAAGGGGUGGAUUACACGGUGUCCUCAGAAUGGAUUCUGGACUGUGGUACUGAGGAAUAACAAUCAGUAUGAGGCUCGUGCUGAUCCUGCUGUCUCCCUCGAACUGAGAGAGAAGCUGGAGGUUGUGGGGGUGUUUGUGGAUUAUGAGGAGGGUCUGGUCUCCUUUUAUGAUGUGAAGUCCAGAUCUCAUAUCUACUCUUUUACUGGUCAGUCUUUCACUGAGAAACUCUAUCCAUACUUCAGUCCUUGUGAUAAUAAAGGAGGUAAAAAUUCAGCACCACUGAUCAUCACUGCUGUUAAUGAAUAAAUAUCUGUUUUGUAUUCUAUAAUUUUUUUUUAAUGUUUUAUAAGCUUUUUCCACAAAUAGCUAUAAUGAUACAUUCAAAUGUACAACAUGAUUACAGACUACACAACUACAAUAAAUUAUCUA